This is a messenger RNA of Prorocentrum cordatum, 1132 nucleotides long. Lineage: Eukaryota; Dinophyceae; Prorocentrales; Prorocentraceae. The record is from the annotation of a GenBank genome assembly.
UAUCGUUGCCCCCCAUCGGCGCGUGCGCGUCGGCAGCUUCUCUGAAUUGCGUGGCGUUGCGCCCGCCAGCGGACGACCCGAGUGUGUGUGUGUGUGUGUUUGGAGAUCGCAAUCACCAUCCGUGUCACGCAGUCGUGCACCCACCGCGCACCUCAGGCUCUUGCGGUGCUGGGUGUGGACAUGUGUGAAGCACGAGUGUCUUUGGAUGGCGACAGCAUGGGCAUGAUUGUUUUUCGGUAUCGCAGCCAAUUCUUCUAGCCGCCAUGGGUUCUGCCCCUCCCCGGGCGGAGCUGGAGCGCCUUGCGCGCCUGCUCCAGGCGCAGCAGGGGCAGCUGGCCGUGCUCUCGUCGCGGCUUUCUGGUCUGCACGACGAGCACGAGGCCUUGCGCGAGUGCUUGACGGCGUCUGGGACCGUGACCGAGGACCGGCUGCUGGCCCGGCUGCACCGCCAGCGCUUCACCACGGCGGUAAGGCGGCACCCCUUCCUGUGCCACGAGUCGCUGGAGACGAUCGCGCGGGCGAAGGAGUUGCUGGUCAUGGUGAUGGCGCGCUCUGGUCUGGACGGCGUGGGGGCAUUGGACAUGACCUCGCGGUCGCUUCACCACAGCGUCGCGUCAACCAUCCCGGAGCUCACGUCGCUCUUCCCGGUGAGCCUCUACGCGAUCGGCGGGGAGGCCGGGCAGGCCGCGUUGGCGUCCGUGGAGCGCCUCGACCCCUUGGCCGGCAGGUGGACGCCAUGCCCGCCCCUGAGCGCCCCGAGGAGCGGGUGCGCCGCGGUCGCGGUCGGGGAGCACGUCUACGUCGUUGGCGGCUGCAGCGCCGACGGGGAGGACCUGAACACCGUCGAGCGCCUGGUGGUGCACGAGGGGUACUGGGAGGCCGCGCCGCCGAUGACGGCUGGCCGCGACGAGCUCGCCGUCGCCAGGGUGUGCGGCCUCGUGUGCGCCAUAGGGCAGCCAUUGCCCCCGGUGGCCCGGCGCCACGGGCCGCCCCUGCACAGGACGACUUCGGAGUCAUCAGGGGUUGCUGCGCUAUGGCGUGUGCUGUUGCUGUCUCAGGUAGGUGGGCGUCCUGACUUCGGUGCAUUGGGGCAGUGGGCGACAUGGAGCGCUUGGUUCCUUAAUCCAGGUGG